UUUAUGCUACGCGCGUGUUACGUUUCGUUAGCUGCAGUUUAUUUAUGUGUUUCACUGUAAUUAUCAGCUGUUAUUAACUUCGUUUGGUUCAUACCUUGCAUUAGAGUCAAUUAUACGAAGGCAAUAAAUAAUUUCGAUAAAAUAUGUCCGAACAAGAAUCGCCGUCGCCUACUAAAAUUAAGGAAUUGAGGUUACCCAUGUCAAGGGUGAAAACGAUUAUGAAAAGUUCUCCGUACGUUGAUACGAUCGGGCAGGAUGGAUUAUAUUUAGUCACAAAAGCCACGGAACUGUUCAUCCAUUAUUUAACAGAAGAGGCACAUUUGCAAGGUAACAAAGGGAAUUCGUUGGACUAUAAGCAUUUGGCAGAAGUCGUGCAGAAUAAUGAUAUUCUGGAAUUUCUGAGGGAAAUAAUGCCCAGGAAGAUAACAGUUAGGCAAUUUAAAGAGAUGAUGGCUGCAAAGAGUUCAAAUAGCAGUUCGGAGAGUUCAGAUUCAGACAGUGAUAGUGAAUCAGAGACAGAUUCUUGUUCUGACAGUGAUGACAAAAAGGCAGAAGCCGAGGAUGAUACGAACAUGUCUAACAGUGAGCAAGAGAGUGAGACAAAUGAAAAUGGUAGAAACGAUUCCACGAGUGAUAAGAGCGACAGUGAGGGCGAGUCCAAGAGAUAGAAGAAUGGAUUUUGACUCACGUUUACAAGGCUCUCUGAUUAUUUAAUAGGUAUCUUUCCAAAUAUUUAUGAUUCAUCAGUAUUUUAUAUUCCCAAUUAAAGAUGGACAAUAAUUUUACAAACGUAGUUCUAUUUUUGUAUGGAAUCAUCAGACAUGGACAUUACUCUAGACAGUCGAACAGUUUUAAUUCCUUGUGUAUAGAUUGUAUGAGCCUGUAUGAAGUACAGGAUUUUUUAUUUUUGUAUUGACUUCAGCCUCGCAUUACUUUCAGUUAAAUCGUGUGUGUUAUGUAAUAAAUGCAUCGGAUUUUCGUUUAGUAUUGUAUGAAUCAAGAUGAUUUAGAUUAUUCUGAGAAUUGUAGUCUGAAUGCUGAAUAGGAAAAUAAAAAAAUGAGUGAUAGAGGAAAAUGUUAUACUCCGAACUUCACCGUUUCGUAAUUAGCAGACGUUAAUUCCUUAUCAAUAAAUCGCUCCCAGAAUUCACGAUA
Messenger RNA from Ceratina calcarata, 1155 nucleotides. RefSeq names its product chromatin accessibility complex protein 1 (gene Chrac-16). NCBI's taxonomy places the organism in Eukaryota, Metazoa, Arthropoda, Insecta, Hymenoptera, Apidae. Gene Ontology annotation, molecular function: protein heterodimerization activity. The record is from RefSeq and is a predicted model, not a curated record. Bases 144 to 668 code for a protein of 174 amino acids. Gene Ontology annotation, cellular component: nucleus; CHRAC. Gene Ontology annotation, biological process: DNA-templated DNA replication; chromatin remodeling. The transcript has 2 exons.